AUAUUGAUUAUGAUGAAAUUAACCUUGAUGAUAUCGAUUUUGACAAAAUUGAUUAUUCCGAUACUGAAUUUUUAGUUCCAUCAAUUCAAAAAUCUCCAAAGCCUGCUUUAUCAAUAUUUCCUAUCGAAAUUUGGACACAAAUAAUUUCUUAUAUUAAUGAUAUUCAAACUUUAAAAAGUCUAAUUUUAACAUGUUCAAUCUUGCGUGAAAUUUUAAAAGAACCGUUAAUAACACAAAUGGUUAAUUGUGAACCAUUGAACAAAUUAUUUGAAUUAACCAAAGAGUGUAUAGAAAAGGAACGAAAUGAUAAUAAAGAAAUCAAAAAAAUGGAUAUUAAAGAAGUUAUUCUCAAAAUGCAUAAAUAUGUUGAUAAAGUUGUCUACAGUGAAGAUGGUCCAUCUAAAUGGACGGAUAAUAUAAUUGAAUGGGAAGGAUAUAAUGAGAAGUUGGAUAUUUACACUAAUCAAGAAGCAUUUAGACGUGAAGUUGGACGUAGAGGAAAGGCUAGAGCUAAAGCUUAUAUUGAAUGGGAAUUGAAAACCGAAAAUGAAAAGAAAGUUUUUAAAAGAGAAUUGGCAAAAUGUUGGGCAGUUAUUGGAAAGUUGUUUCCAUUUAGCCAUGCAGAGAAUCGAGAGUGGAAAAAAAGACGUCAAGAAAGGUCAACACCUGUUCAAGAAGACUCAUUGACGCCAAAAGAAAAUAAAGUUCCUCGUCAACCAAAACAACACCAAAGAACGAAAGCUUAUGGUGUUCCCAAAAGUUGCCUUCAACCAAGACUUUCUAAACAGAAACAUCAUGAGCCAGAAAAUUUACCUUCUCAAACUAGUGAUUCGUGGAAAUUUUCACAUGAAAUACGUAAUCAAAGUAAGCCUAAAAGACCGAAUAUCGGUAAAGGAGAAGAGGAAUAUUAUAAAAGAAUUUUAACGUCAUAUGUCACACCAACGCAUUUUAAUAAUGGCGCGUCUUUUGAAGGGUUACCACAUGAUGUGAUGACCAAUGUUAUGAUUAAAAUAUUGAAAAGAUUCUCAGCAAGCAAUGAAAAAGUAUUAAAGUUUCCUAGCGAUUUAAGCGGAUAUCAGAGGAAGCGAUUGCAUCGACAAGCUGAAUUGCUGGGAGGGCUGAAAACCAUUAGUUUUGGAGAAGGUAGUGGAAGAUUCUUGGUUGUUACGCAGGAAGAUGUUGAGAUAUUAGAAUAA
Scutellospora calospora is the source of this 1196-nucleotide messenger RNA. NCBI's taxonomy places the organism in Eukaryota, Fungi, Glomeromycota, Glomeromycetes, Diversisporales, Gigasporaceae. The record is from the annotation of a GenBank genome assembly.